AUGCCCCGCUAUAAGCUAGUUUGGGGUUCUGGAAACGACUCGGUUGAGAGGAGCGGUAAUAUCCGUCCAUCUUUCGGAGCAAAUGGAGCUGCCGACAAUGCUCUGUUAGCACCCCAUUAUAGCCUGUUUCCUUCGGUGGCGUUACCUUCCGACGAAACGAAUGUCCUAGCCCCGGACAAGCGGAUCAUGGCAGACAUUUUUGCUAAGGUUCGUGGUAUUGCAUUCCGCAAUGUUUCUCUCUUCUCUUUUUGCCUAACCCUAUUAUCUACAUCAUGCACUCAUCACAUUGCUAUUUGGUAUCUCUAG
Protopolystoma xenopodis is the source of this 306-nucleotide messenger RNA. Lineage: Eukaryota; Metazoa; Platyhelminthes; Monogenea; Polystomatidea; Polystomatidae. The record is from the annotation of a GenBank genome assembly.